UGGACCAGUCAUCCAACAUCACAGGGAAACAACGGCUUCAUCACACAAACCUUGACAUAUCUGUCACAUAAUUUGCAGGUCUGACCUUGGCAGGAAGAGAUGGACGCUUUGAAGCGGACUCUGUUCUUUGUGUGGCUUUGCAUCAAUGCUGUUCAAACUGAAACCUCCUCUUGGUCCAUUACGUUGCCCUCAACAGUGAAAGGGCUGAUUGGAUCCUGUGUGGUGAUUCCCUGCACGUUCAACUACCCGGAUCAUAAAGGAAAAGCUAACAAAUUCACUGGGAUUUGGACCGAAAGCUUGCAAAGCAGAGCAAGUCUCUUCAUCUAUCACCCAGAUGCGUCGAAAGUUGUGCAGCAGUAUCAGACUCGGACAGCGCUGCUCGGAGAUGUCACGCACAAGAACUGUACACUGAAGAUUGAUCCUCUUCAGCAAAGUGACCAAGGGCCUUUUUAUUUCAGGGUGGAAAUGGCUAACUUUAACAACUAUACAUACAAAGAAAAAGUCUCCAUCACAGUUUUUGGUGCACUAAAUAUUGCUCUCACGGUGAAAGAAGUCACGGAGGGUCAGACCGCGCUGGCGUCCUGCUCUGUGUCUCCCGCCUGUCCCACCUCUCUUCCUGUCUUCAGCUGGAGUCACCCCGGAGAGGAAUAUUUCCACUCAAUGCAGUUUGAAGACGGCCAGUGGAAAGCGACAGCUACUCUCACAUUUCACCCCACCAAAGCUGACCACAACAAGCCUUUACUGUGCACUGUGCGGUACGACGGAGGGCGGCAGCAGGAAACAACCAAGCUCCUCAAAGUGAAGCAUGCACCAGUGAACGUGAUGGUCGAGUACAAGUCAGACGUAAAGGAGGGUGAGGCUGUGCAGCUGGAAUGUUCCAGUGAUGCUUACCCUCCGGCCAACAGCUAUGAGUGGUACAAUGAAACCGGUGUUCAGAUGCAUCAGGGAAACACCUACAUGAUACCAAACGUCUCCAGAAACAUGGACGCAUUUUACUGCACCGCCAUCAACACAGUAGGACGAGGGAAAUCAAGCCCAGUGCGGCUAAGUGUCUUAUAUGCCCCUGAGAUUAAGCUGGCCUCCUCCUGCUCCUCACUGGGUGACGUGGUGAAGUGUAUGUGCAUUGUGGAGUCCAAGCCUCCCAGCAUGGUCCAUUUUGUGAUUCCUGAAAAAGUCUUUGCAGGCACCAAGAUAGAGAGACAUGGCUCUGUUACCAUCGGGACCCUGCAAGCAGAGUUUGGAUCUUCUGAGGUUGUCCACUGUCUGGCAAACAACACAAUAGGCAUUGCCAACUUCACUCUCUCUUUACCUGUCAAUGGUAAGAUGCAUCAUCUCUUCAUUGCCAUCGCCACUGGAGCAGGUGUGGUUUUGAUGAUACUUUUAAUUGCAGUGGUAUUGGUAAUAAAAUGUAGGAGAUCAUCUGGAGAUGCACCAACACUUCACAUACAAACAAACAAAGGUGAAGAGCUCCCUGAGUAUGGUAAAGCAAAUAGAAAAGAAAAGAGAGACUGUGGCGACAUGCAGUGGUCUGCCAGCUAUAGCAGUAACAAUGUGUAUGGCAACAUUGAGACUGACAACGAUGCUAUAUACGCCAAUGUGUGACUGGGCUGAAUUUACCAGUGUUGCAGAGCGUUGUCCAGAUGAUGUGGCUGGAGAAAGCACAAACAAAGAAAUGAAUAUGCUAUUUCCAUAAUUGUUUUUCUGUAUGCUUAUUUACAUAUAAGGUUUUAUGUCUUAAAACGCAGAAAUCCGUCUGAUCAACAGCAAUACACUGUGUGCUGAGAUUAUUCAACAUUAAAAUAUAGUAGUCAUUUACUUACUUGGCUUGCUCUUAAAAACCUUAUUAGUCAUUCAGCAGCUACUCAGUGUUUGUGAUGAAGAAUAAAAUGUUUUCAACACAGA
Messenger RNA from Solea solea (common sole), 1902 nucleotides. RefSeq names its product sialoadhesin-like. The transcript is spliced from 9 exons. The record is from RefSeq and is a predicted model, not a curated record. NCBI's taxonomy places the organism in Eukaryota, Metazoa, Chordata, Actinopteri, Pleuronectiformes, Soleidae. The coding region runs from base 100 to 1602 and encodes 500 amino acids.